GAGGUCCGCGGCGGAACGGGGAGACUCCGGAACUGGAAGUGGAAGGACCUUCUGCCGGGAGCUCUCCGGACUCAAUUAGGUGCUACCCAGUCUGGUUACCCUGGUAACAGGAGUCGCGGUUUGUCAAGAAACGGAGAGACUUAAGAGGCCUAUUCACCUCAAUCAUGGAGUCAUCCUCAAACGGUCUGCUUACCCAAAUUACUCAAUUCUGGAACCUACUAGAUGAUCUGGCUGAAAGUAACCCUGAGAGCUACAAGAACUUCAUUCAACAGCAGCUGAAAGAGGGCAAACAGCUUUGUGCUGCCCCAGAACCACAGCUCUGUCUACAAACAAGAAUCCUGAAACCUAAAGAAAAAACACUUUUUAUCAACCUAUGUCAAUGGAAAAGGAUUCCAGCUCCCCAAUCAGUCACUCAUCCAGUACCUCUGAGUGUUGGCAGACCAGAAGAUAUGUCUGAAACAUCAGAUGUUUACACGGUCAUCGAUGUUGCCUACAAUCCUGAUGUUCUCCAGGCAGCAGAAAAGGACCAAGUGAAAAAAGAUCAGUUAAUACAGAUGGCCAUGAAAUGCAUUGAGGAACAACUCCAGGUCACUCUCUCACACGUUUACCAUAUUACCAAAUUUAAAAUAAAAGGAAGCAUUCAAAGGAUGAAACAAAACCUGAUGGGAAUCCAAACUGGCCCCACAGAUUUAAAAGAGAAAAUGAGAAAAGAACCAACCCUUGAGCAGAUAAGAAGCAGUACUCUGAGCGAUUCAGAUCACUUCCCUCAACUUUUACUACCAAAAGACCAAGUUUCAAGCAAAAAGGGGUGCCUGAUAGAAGAGAUUUCCAGUACAGAGAUCCAGGUGGAGAUGAAGAGACCAGCCUAUGAAUUAAAAAUUGUGGCAGAUCAGAAUGAGAAACCACUGAAAAUUGAAUUAAAAGUUGAAUUACCUGGUAUUAAUUCAGUAUCUCUCUGUGACCUUAGUGUUUCUGAGAAUGAUUUAUUGAUUGAGGUCUCUGAGAAGUACAGAUUGCAUCUGAAUCUUCCAGAAUCUGUGGAUACUGAAAUGACUACAGCAAAAUUUAUCAAAGAGAAAGCUACAUUGAUCAUCACAAUGCCAUUGGUGUAAGUCAAGAGCAUUAUUUGUUUUGGGUUUUCAUUGCUGAAGUGAUGUGAAUUAUAGGACCUUCAUUAUGGGUGAAUCUUAAACACUAGUUUCCCGUUUUCUAAGAGUUCCUUUUAAUGGAAUGAGGUUUUCUCAACUGUUCUUUAAAAAAAAACAAAACACCUCAGUUUCUCCUUCUCAAAAAAACUUGGCAUCAAGCAACAAUUACUAAAAAUAGUAUUGCCAUGAUAUACUUUUUUUGAAGAUAUCUUAAUACCAUUUGGGAAAAUUUUGUUUCCAAGUAACAUGUGAGAAUUCUGUUUACUGGUUGAAAAAAAAAUUGUCUCUAGUAAAUUUUUGCAUCAGAAACAAAACCCAGACUGUGCAUGUUUUUUAUUAUCAAGAGGGAUAUAGUAGUAAAGUUUCCUCCAGCAAUAACGAUACAAGGCCAAUUUAAGAAUAUGCAAACCUAUGGUUCUGUGAACCUCUGUACUUCCAUAAAACAGCUCUAGCAGGAAUCCAAGCUACCCAGGCAGGACUUUUAAUAGCACAUACGGACUUUCCUUUGGAUUAGUAAUUGGACGUUAUUGCACAUAAGAUGCAAAAUACAUCCAACUCUAUUUUAAGAAAAAG
This is a messenger RNA of Myotis myotis, 1721 nucleotides long. RefSeq names its product PIH1 domain containing 2 (gene PIH1D2). Gene Ontology annotation, cellular component: cytoplasm; R2TP complex; ribonucleoprotein complex. Gene Ontology annotation, biological process: box C/D snoRNP assembly; rRNA processing. The coding region runs from base 165 to 1112 and encodes 315 amino acids. NCBI's taxonomy places the organism in Eukaryota, Metazoa, Chordata, Mammalia, Chiroptera, Vespertilionidae. The transcript is spliced from 6 exons. The record is from RefSeq and is a predicted model, not a curated record.